Molecule: messenger RNA, 549 nt
Organism: Penicillium olsonii
Lineage: Eukaryota; Fungi; Ascomycota; Eurotiomycetes; Eurotiales; Aspergillaceae
Source: the annotation of a GenBank genome assembly
AUGGCUACACCGGAGACAUUAGCCAAGAAGCAACGCAAACGCAGCGACUAUGGCUUCCACCAGGUCCACCAGACCAGAUGGUUCGACAAUGACAUGUACGCGCACUUGAACAACGCAGUCUACACACACCUCUUCGACACAAUUGCGAACACAUACCUCAUCAAAGUGUGCGGGAUGGACCCCUUUAGCGUGAGCAAUCCAACGCCCUCUCCGUCGGAUCCCCAACCCGCCAAUGUCACCGCCCCUUCAAACCUACCCGCUGGCGCAGACCAGAUCGGGCUUAUUGUAUCUACCCAUGCCGACUUCUUUGCCUCGGUACGCUUCCCCGAUCUACUGGAGGUCGGGUUACGAGUCAACAAGCUGAGCAAGUCGAGCGUGACCUGGGAAGUGGGUAUCUUCCGAGAGGGGGAGGAGGAUGUCAAGAUGGUUGGCACUUAUACGCAUGUCUUUGUGUUGAGAGAGACCAUGCGCGUUGGCAAGACGGGGAUGGAGGAUCGAGUCAGGACUGGAUUGCAGAAGUUGCUUGUCAAGGAGCAAGCGAAGCUGUAG